Aspergillus nidulans FGSC A4 is the source of this 600-nucleotide messenger RNA. RefSeq lists its product as uncharacterized. The record is from RefSeq and is a predicted model, not a curated record. Bases 1 to 600 code for a protein of 199 amino acids. The transcript has 2 exons. Gene Ontology annotation, molecular function: FMN binding; oxidoreductase activity; NADP binding. Lineage: Eukaryota; Fungi; Ascomycota; Eurotiomycetes; Eurotiales; Aspergillaceae.
AUGGCGCCCCUCUUGGAGAGGACCGUUACGGCAGAGAAGGCAAAUGGGGGCUGGCCCGACAAGGUCUAUGCACCGUCUGCGCUCGCUUAUAAUCAGGCUUAUCUGGUCUCUCCUGCAAUGACCGUUCAGCAGAUUCGUGACUUCAAACAGGCCUUUGACGACGCUGCGCUGCGGUCGGUCAAGGCUGGGCUCGACCUGGUCGAGAUUCAUGCAGCGCAUGGGUACCUUCUUCAUCAAUUUCUGAGCCCCGUUAGCAACAGUCAGGCCGAUGAAGUUGACUUUUUGGACGUCAGCUCAGGGGGUAUUCGCGCCAAGCAGGAAACGAGUAUUAAAUCUGGCGACGGAUACCGGGCGCCGUUUGCCUUGGAGAUUAAACGGGCUGUGGGGAAUGUCUUGCUCGUGUGUAUGGUGGGAGGUGUUAAGAAAACAGGUGAGAUUGCCGAACGAUUCCUUCAGCAAGGGCUGGAUGUUGUGAUGUGUGGUCGAUGGUUCCAGAAAAACCCUGGCCUCGUCUAUCAGUUUGCAGAUGAGCUUGGAGUGAAGAUCAAUAUGUCGACCCAGUAUGGACGGGCUUUCCAAGGUGGAAGAAAUAGGAGAUAA